Rubroshorea leprosula is the source of this 1884-nucleotide messenger RNA. The record is from the annotation of a GenBank genome assembly. Lineage: Eukaryota; Viridiplantae; Streptophyta; Magnoliopsida; Malvales; Dipterocarpaceae.
UUUCUUCGAUUAUUGGGUGAGAGCAAAGUCGACUGCGGUGGCAAUUGGAAAUUGUACAUUUUCCUGUCCAGAAACCAGAAACCAAAUCGCCAUAGUUAGUCAUGGCUGUCCUUACAAAGCAAGACCCUUCACCAGCCUUUGCAGAAACGGUAGAAGAAAUCAUGAGACUCUACAGAUCGUUGCCCGUAAGACCUCCCAUCGAAGAAGUUGAAGCCGCCAUAUCCGUUCUCACAAGUGUAGAGGUCGAAGAGCAGAGAAAACUGGAGGAAAUCUCGAAGCAAGAAGCUCCGAAAGAUGUUCCCGAGGAGCUGUUCUCUGUGCUGCAGCAGGCGAAGAAGACUAUGGUGUUGUUCCAGAGCCACGAACAGAGAAAAGAGGCCCUUCACUUGGUUGAAGUUGAUCGGAUGUUUGAGACCUUCGAUGGGUUGAUUCAAAGGGCUUCCGCGUUGGUUUCUGGGGGUACCCUGGAGGAGAAAGCAGCUGGUUUUGGUGACCCAGAUGGGAAAGUUAGGAAAGAAAUUGUGAGCUGUGAUGAGGAUUUAGUGAGGAGAAAGGAAGAUGGAGAAUUGGAGAAAGAUGGUAUUAAGGGUCUGGUUAAGAGUGCUUCUACAAAGGCUGUUUUCUUCUCAGGUGAAGACCAAACUGAAAAAUUGAACCUAUUGAAGGUGGCAGCCCUAAUUGCAAACUCUGCUAAAAGAGGGGCUGUAGUUCUUGAUCUUAGAGGCAAGUUGAUGGACCAGGUUGAGUGGCUUCCUGAAUCACUUGGGAAAUUGAAGGACGUUACUGAACUGGACCUAUCUGAAAACAGAAUCAUGGCUCUGCCAGGCUCCAUUGGUGAUCUCAAAGCAUUGACAAAGGUCAAUCUUCAUUCGAACCAACUUUUUAACCUUCCUGAUUCAUUCGGGGAACUUGUCAAUCUAAUGGAGCUUGACCUCCAUGCAAACUUGUUAAGGUCCUUGCCAGCUUCCUUCCGUAACCUGAAAAACCUCAUGAAUCUAGACUUGAGUUCAAAUCAGUUUACCCAGUUGCCAGAAACAAUUGGGAAUUUGACUUCUUUGAGAAUACUGAUUGCGGAAACCAAUGAUCUUGAAGAACUUCCUUACAGAAUUGGAAAUUGCUCAUCCCUGGUUGAGCUGAGAUUAGAUUUUAAUCAGCUGAAGGCUCUUCCUGAGGCAAUUGGGAAGCUGGGAUGCUUGGAGAUUCUCACUGCACACUAUAACAGACUAAAAGGGUUGCCAACAACAAUGGGUAACCUUUCCAACUUGAAGGAGCUAGAUGUGAGCUUCAAUGAGAUUGACUCCAUUCCUGAGAGUCUGUGUCUCGCUGUAAGUCUGAGGAAACUGAAUGCUGGUAAGAACUUUGCUGAUCUUAGAGCCUUGCCGCAAUCAAUUGGAAAUCUUGAGAUGCUUGAAGAGCUGGAUAUAUGUGACAAUCAGAUUAGAACUUUGCCAGACUCUUUCAGACUCUUGUCAAAAUUAAGAGUUUUCAAUGCUGAUGAGACUCCAUUACAAGUACCACCGAAGGAAGUAACUAAACUGGGUGCUCAGGCUGUGGUUCAGUUCAUGGCUAAUCUUGUUGCCAGUAGAAAUGCUAAAUCUCAACCAUCAAAGACAAAGAAGAAGGGUUUUUGGUUCCGCGUUUGCUCAAUGCUUUUGCCAUUCCUGAGAACUAAUAGCACCAGGAGGAAUGCAAACGCUGGAAUAUAACAAAGUUUUUCCCUUCGACCCCAUGCAUACAUAACUGGAAAUAUCUCUGUUUCUAUAAAUGAUUCCUGUAUAAGCCUGUAUCUGUAAUUUGCUUGUAAAUUGGUCCAUCAAUUUGCUGAACUUCCUGGAAUAUAGACCUCCGGUCCAAUUGAAAUGUUAUCUUAUUUUAAUGAAUGUU